AUGUGGCGCCGCUGCCCAGCAGGGAAACUGAGGCACGGGCAGGCCGCGCCGCGCGCCCCAGGGGAUGGAGUCCGGCGCUCAUCGCCCUGUGACUGGCCGGGCUCUGCCGCCGAGCUGCUCGGUGAGCGGGGCUGUGGUUCGAGCCGCCCCCCGGGGCAGCGCCUGGGCCGCCAUCCUAGCAUGGCGAUAACUUGCCCUGGAGUAUUGCUGAAAGACAAAAGCGAACUCUAUCUCAGCGCCUGUGUGUUUGGACAGUACAAAAGGACUCAAUGUGUCCCUGCAGCAUUUCCACUCUUCUUUGAAGAGAAACUAGUAUUUGAAAAAGUAUUUACUGAUGUAGUUGAUCCUGGAAAACUUGUUGAGCUGCUUCAAUUUGACACAGCAGUACUUGAACUAAUACAACUUGUUCCUCCAGUGGGAGAAAUUCUAGCCACUUACGAAGAAAAUACAAGAGAUUUCCUGUUCCCUGACCCUAAGCUUACUCGUGGGCACCAUGGUUCAGAUCGUGAAGUUUUAAUGAAGCGGUCUUCUAGUUUUACAGGAAUUGCACCAAAAUUGAGAUUUUCUACCAGCUCCCUUAUUACGGAAAGCCUGAUAAGUUCAGGAAGGAUUCAUGUACAGGAUAAUUUGGAUCGGGUGCAUCAUUCAGCUCCAAAUGGAAGAUUACAAACAAGGUCACCAAAGAAAAACACCCCUUCACCUGAGAAAAACCGACACUGCUUAGCAACAAAGAACUAUGAGCAGCCCACAAUAGCUUCUAAAUCACGAUCUCCAUCUCCAUACACAAAAAGACGAAUGUGUGAGCUAUCGGAAGAAGCCAGACAACGACUGGCCCAUUUAAAUCUGGGGCCUUUUGAAUUCAGAAGAGAAACCGAUAAACCUCCAUUUGUAGUUAGACAUAUUGAACAUCCGAGCCCCACUGUUGAUGUUCAUACUUGGCAUCCUACCAGAGACAGUGGACGAGAAGAUUGGUCCAGGGUAUCUUACAAUCCUUCUCUUCUUGGCAGCUAUAGACCCAAGCAUACUAAAAUUAUCAGGUCUCAUCAUGGGAAAGACUUAGAUGGCUCUUCUGACAGCUGUGAUGAGCACCCGAUCUCGGGUACUGCUACUAGGCAAUUUCGUUCUACUAGUUCAUUAAUACGUUCAGCACCCUCCUCAUUGCAGAAACAUUCCACAAGUCCUGUACUAAACCGUUCUUCUCUUAGAGAAAGAUUUAACUUUGGUUGGUCUACACCAGCAAAUGGAGAAGAGAUCCAUAAACGAGUGAAAAACAUUUUAAGGACACACAGCGCUAGGCAAAGGCUAACAUUUGAUGAGAGUAACUCAUCAAAAGGAGACUCAAGUAAGACAAGAGACAUUUCGUGUAAAGACUCAUUAUGUGACAGUGAACUACAGAGCAGUUCAUCAGCUCAGCAGAACACCACCGUUCACUUGGAUAAUGGUGAAUAUUGGUCCAACCGUGCAGCUGUGUACAAAGGAAAACCCCACAGAGCUGUCUUUGAAGACAGCUUGGAGAAAAUAUACAGAAACAUGUACAAAAAAGCUUGUGGCACCAUUUCAAAAAGAAAAAUACAUUCCUGAUAGCAAUACAACCAGAAAUGUACAGUGCACAAGGUUAUUAUUUUUAAUGAGAAUUAUUUUUGUGUAACAAAUCUUUGUACUCUAUUUUUUAACAGGGAAUGUUCACUGGGAAGAACUUUUAUGGGCUAGUGGGGCUUUGAGGCUGGGACCCCAAAAGCAAAAUGUUAAAAUAAAAAGAAAAUCCGAAACAAUUAAAGUUAAACAGGUGCAUUGUUCUCUUAAGAAGCUAGGAUGGUGCUAUUUCACCCACCCCUUCUUCAUCCUUUUCAGUUCUGAAGCAGGCACUGAGUAAAGUGGAUGUUCCUAUCCAUCAUCAAUGCAGGCUUUGAUUGCAGCCAGCUCUGUUUUAGUUAUUAGCAAUUUAAAUAUAAGCGGUUGAAAGUGAAACCUGCCCCAGUGUUUAAAGAGCUAGUGAGAUGAUCAUAGUACGAUACUAUUUAUUCGGAGGCAUUUUUUUAGAAGGAGAAUGUCUGCUCAUUCCAGGUGUAGAAAUGGAGAAGGGAAAAAUUCUGAUAGUUAACUCUUGUAGCUGUGUUUAAAGUGUUUCUCAGCACUCCCAGCCAUGACAUUUCUAUUAAUGUCAAGCUCUUUUGAAAAUAACUAUCUAUAUAUUGUAAGAAAACGUCUCUUCUUCUUUUUCAUGCAUCCCAAUGUAACGAUCUCUAAAAGUUUCCAGGAUCACUUUUGGAGCUCGUCAGCUAGAGCCAGAUGCCCCAUGCAAGCAUUAUGAAGUUCCUGCAUCACAAUCUCACCAUAUUUGGAGCCCAUCCUUACUAGCCUGCUGGGGAUGUCUUGGCAGAAAUUGCAUCUUUUUGUUAAAGGCCACCAAAUGUUCGGCAGUAGUUGGAUGCUCUCCCUGGAGCGGGAACCUUUUCAGCCUCACAUUGAACAGCGCCCACAUUAACAGACAUGGGCAAGCUGCCCAUCUGAGUGAUUUAAAAGGGCAAGCAUGUCCAUCUCCUGCUUGUUUCUCCCAUUUCAAAAGGAAAUGUGUAUCCUGGUGCAUUCGCUACAGAAGCAGGCAGCUGGGACAGAUUUAGUUAUACUGGUGCCAUCUUAUAUCUUGCUUUUGGACAAAGGAUAAAACUAGUUGUACAGAUGGCAGAAAUCUAGGACUGUCCUGCCAACAUACGGGGAUAGACUAAAUGUUGGCAUACUGCAAUCCGUGCUUUAAUACUAAGAUAACCUAAUUGAUUUAAGGAAGCAGCCGGUGAACGAGUAAGUCAGGUGGAGAACACACUGAAAAGCUGUGCAGCGCAGCUUCGGGAAAGGGGGCUUUUGAAGGAAAUGUACUGAAUACAGGCAUUUCUGCUCCUGGUAACAGCUAAACCAAUCGCUGGAUUAACAGCUCCAUGUUCCUGGCCUUGAUCAUGCUUGGCCCUUGCAGUGCUUUAGAUUUUCAGAGUGCAAAACAAAGAUUAACCAGUUAUUUAAUCCUCUCAACAGCCUACAAUGUAGAGAAGCAUUAUUAAGUCGCUUUUUAGAGCUGGACAUGUACAGCACAGACUUAUCCAAAGCUUGGUACUCACUAGCACAGCAGGGUUUAGAAUGUACAAGUUUCUGGAUCCUAGCCCUGUGCUCAACCAUUAAACUGGGCUGCUUUUCUGUGGCUCCGGUCCCUAUUGGUCUGUACUACAAUAGUUUCUUAAUAGAUAAAAUUGACCAAUGAAAAGAUGGCAGGAAGAAACCAGGAAGACCACUUAGGCAUCAUGAAAAGCCAAGGCAGAAUUUGAUUGGCUCUCUGCCAGCAUGUGACCUAGAGUUACCCAACCAAAAUCUACAUUGCAAGUGCAAGUUGAAAUGAUUUCCUGAUGUGAAGGAGCACUCAGCCGUGAGUCCUGUCUUCCUGCCCAUGCAGUCAACCCCUCCUUGUUCAGUACACCCUCCUGGCCUGACCCAAGUGUCAUAGCUAACUGAAAACUGUAAGCAUACACUUUACUACUGUUCAGGUAACCGGAGCAAAGCUGGUGUUUGCCCUAGGCAUCCUAGACCUGCAGGACAUGAAGCGUGUGCUGUUCAUGGACACACUCUGUGUGGCUU
Messenger RNA from Chelonoidis abingdonii (Abingdon island giant tortoise), 3621 nucleotides. The record is from RefSeq and is a predicted model, not a curated record. NCBI's taxonomy places the organism in Eukaryota, Metazoa, Chordata, Testudines, Testudinidae.